AUGUCCGUGGUCGGGAUCGAUUUCGGGAACGCCACGAACGUGGUCGCUCUGGCGCGACGGAAGGGGAUCGACGUCGUGCUGAACGAUGAAUCGAAACGUGAAACGCCGUCGAUGGUGAACUUUGGAGAGAAACAGCGCUUCAUCGGGAGCGCGGCGGCUGAUAAGAUCAACAUGAAGCCGAGGAACACGGUGACGCAGGUGAAGCGACUCGUCGGACGGGCGUUCGACGACCCGGAGGUGCAACGGGAUCUGCGUGGGUUGUUUUAUCCGGUGAAAAAGGGUAAGAAUGGGGAGGUCCUGUGCGAGAUGGAAUACCUCGGGAAGAAGAAGGAGUUUACUCCGGAGCAGUGCGUGGCGUCCAUCUUGUCCGACCUCAAGCGCAUCGCCGAGAAGGACAACGGUACAAAGGUGACCGAUUGCGUCAUCUCCGUGCCCGUGUACGCGACGGACGCCCAUCGACGAGCGAUGCUCGACGCGGCAUCCAUGUGCGGAUUGAACGUAUUGCGAUUGCUUCACGAGACCACGGCGACGGCUCUUUCGUACGGCAUCUUCAAGACGGCUGAGUUCACGGAUGAGCCGGUCAACGUCGCGUUCGUGGACGUCGGACACAGCGCGAUGCAAGUGUGCAUCGCGCAGUUCACCAAGUCUGGGCUGAAGAUUCUUUCGACCGGCUUUGACCGAAACUUGGGCGGUCGCAACGUGGACGAAGUCCUCUUUGACCACUUCUGCGACGAGUUCAAGGAGACGAAGAAGAUUGACAUCCGCUCCAACCCGCGCGCUUGCCUUCGCCUCAAGACGGCUCUGGAGAAGAUGAAGCAAAUCCUCACCGCCAACCCGGAGGCGCCUCUUAACAUCGAGUGUCUCAUGGAUGACGUCGACGUGCACUCGAUGAUGUCUCGCGAGAAGAUGGAGGAACUUGCUGCCGACACCAUCAGCCGCUUGGUCACUCCUGUGGAAACCGCCGUCAAAGAGGCGGGACUCACCGUGGGCGACAUCGCGGCCGUCGAGCUCGUCGGUAACGCCUCUCGUAUGCCGUGUAUUUUGGGCCGCAUGCAAGAGCUUUUCGGCAAAAUGCCGAGCCGAACUCUCAACGCGUCUGAAUGCGUCGCACGUGGCUGCGCGCUCCAAGGUGCCAUGCUCUCGCCGCUCUUCCGUGUGCGAGAGUUCGAAGUUCAAGACUCGUUCCCUUUCCCGAUCAACGUGACCUGGGCGAGCGAUGACGGCUCGGACAAGAACAUGGAACUCUUCGAACGCAACAACUUGGUUCCCAGCACCAAGCUCAUGACGUUCUUCAAGAAUGAUAAGUUCACGAUUCAAGCCAACUACACUGACGAACAAGGUCUCCUGUCUCAAGGAACCGACACCAAGGUCGGUGCGUUCCAAAUUGGUCCGCUGCCAAAGAUCGCGAAAGGUGAAAAACACAAGCUCAAGGUCAAGGUGCGCCUCAACAUGAACAGCUUGGUCUCUGUCGAAUCGGCGCAAGUUGUGGAAGAGAUUGAAGAAGAGGUGGAAGCGUCGGCGACUGAAGAAGAAAUGAAGGACGCGCCGGCGCCGGCGGAUGGCGCGGACGGCAUGGAAACCGAUGCGAAGGAAGAAUCCAAGUCGGAAGAGAAGGAAAAGCCUGCCCCGAAGAAGAAGGUGAAAAAGACGGACGUGCCGGUGACGAGCGAAGUUGGCGGUUUGCCGCAAAAGGUUCUUGAAAAGUUCACUCAAGAGGAGUUCGACAUGGCCCUCCAAGACAAAAUCAUCGAGGAAACGAAGGAGCGUAAGAACGCCGUGGAAGAGUAUGUUUAUAGCAUGCGUAAUAAACUCUCUGAGCAGCUCGCCGAGUACGUCGACGAUGCCACUCGUGAGAGCUUUAGCGCUUUGUUGAACGCGACGGAGGACUGGCUGUACGAAGACGGCGAGGACGAGUCGAAGGGCGUGUACAUCAACAAGCUCGAAGAGUUGCAAGCGAUCGGCGCGCCGAUUGAACUUCGCGCCAAGGAAGAGUACGAGCGUCCGGGCGCGAUCGCCGCGCUCAACGAUUUGGCUCAGCGCUUCUUGUCCAUGGCUGGUGAUGAGGCGCACGCGCACAUUGACGCCGCUGACCUGGAGAACGUGUCGAAGGAGUGCAACGAAGCGCUCUCUUGGUUGAACGAGAAGGCAGCCUUGCAAGCGUCUACCGCGAAGACUCAACCGGCCGUGUUGCUGACGGCGGAUAUUGAAAAGAAGCGUACCACUUUGGAGCGUUUCGCUACGCCAAUCCUCAACAGACCGAAGCCCGCGCCGAAGGUGGAGACGCCUCCACAGGUUGCGGAACCGGAGCCGAUGGAGGAUGGCUCCGAGCCGACCGUCACCGAGGGCGAUGAAGGUGAGGAGACCAACGACCAAGCCAUGGACGACGCCGCGGACGCGCUCGAUUAG
This is a messenger RNA of Ostreococcus tauri, 2406 nucleotides long. Its product is annotated as Heat shock protein 70 family. The transcript has a single exon. Gene Ontology annotation, molecular function: ATP binding; ATP-dependent protein folding chaperone. Gene Ontology annotation, biological process: protein folding. Gene Ontology annotation, cellular component: cytosol; nucleus. The coding region runs from base 1 to 2406 and encodes 801 amino acids. The record is from RefSeq and is a predicted model, not a curated record. NCBI's taxonomy places the organism in Eukaryota, Viridiplantae, Chlorophyta, Mamiellophyceae, Mamiellales, Bathycoccaceae.